Messenger RNA from Saprolegnia parasitica CBS 223.65, 1386 nucleotides. RefSeq lists its product as hypothetical. The record is from RefSeq and is a predicted model, not a curated record. The coding region runs from base 1 to 1386 and encodes 461 amino acids. The transcript has 15 exons. NCBI's taxonomy places the organism in Eukaryota, Oomycota, Saprolegniomycetes, Saprolegniales, Saprolegniaceae.
AUGCGCACCGCCGCCGACUGCGUCCGUGGCGCUCUACUGCUCUCGGCCUCCUUCUUCCUCAUCUUCACAUCGUAUGCUGCCAUCGAGAAUCUGGAAACCUCGAUCAUCCCCGGCGCUUGCACAGGCUGCAAGAGCGUUCAAGACGGUGCGAUCUGCCAGCUCGGCGACGUCUGCGUCCAUAAAGUCCAAUUCGCUUGCGACGUGGCGUGCGCAGCGCCAUACAGCGAAUGCAAAUGCAGCAUGAUUUUGGGCGUCAACUACCUCCUCUUUUCCGUCAGCUCGCUCGCGGGGCCCUUCGUGCCCGCGCUGUUGGGCGAGAAGACAAGCAUGGUGCUCGGCUCCAUCAGCUACACAACCUUUGGCAUCGCCAACUUUGUCGUCGCCGUGUACCCGAGCCACACGACGAUGCACUGGUGGAUCAUGCUGCCGGCGGCGGUCUUUAGCGGCGUCUCGGCGUCGUUUCUCUGGAUUGCGCAGGGGAGCUACUUGACGCAGCUCAGCGUACACUACGCCGAGUACAUGGGUCUUCCCGAGACGAGUUCCAUGGGGUUUUUUCACGGAAUAUUUUUUGGCAUCUUCAAGUGCAGUCAGAUUGCCGGCAACCUCAUCUCGUCGUUUGUGCUUGGGACGCUCGGCUGGACGACCGCAAGCCUCUUUCUCAUGUACGUUGGUAUUUCGUGCACGGGAACACUUCUUUUGUGGUUUUCAAUUGAAGAGCAAGCCCCGUUGUCGCCGCUAUCGACACCGACCGAAACCACACGGCUCUUGCACGCGCACCAGAAACACUCGGUUCUCGCCACAGUGCGCGCCGUGCUGACGAUGGCCCUCGACAAGCGCAUGCUCACGCUGACCCCGCUUUUGCUUUUCAACGGCAUCCAGCAGGGCUUUGUGUCGUCCGAAUUCACGUCGACGAUCGUCCGCCAGUCGCUCGGCCAAGCGUCCAUUGGAAACAUCAUGGCCAUCUUUGGCGUCGUCAACGUCGCCUCGUCGUACGGCUUUGGCCGACUCGCCGACACCAUGGGCACCUUGUAUGCGCAAAUCCUCGGGUUUACGGCGCUCCUCGCGGCCUACGUGGUCUGCCUCUUGCUGCCACUUGCGCGCUGCGACAAUCAGUGGACCAUCAUGGUCGGUCUCUCGAUCCUCCUCAGUAUCGGUGACGCGUCAUCGACAACGUUGGCCAACGUUGUGCUUGGACAGGACUUUGCCCACGACUCGCUGCGAGCCUUUUCACUCUUUCGAUCGUACCACGCAGGCGCUGCGAGUCUCAGCUUUUUCUUCCUUCGAUACCUCAGCUUGGACGGGCGUUUGUACUUGUUGAUGACGACUCUCUUACUGGGCAUUGCACUCUUUGUCGUCCACCACCUCGGCUAUGCGCCGCGCAAGUAG